AUGGCCAUUCUGGCCCGCGACAGUGUUUACUGGAGGGAGCGCACCUACUACCUUGAUCUUCUACAGACCCAGGUCGUGCAGCUCCGCUCCGUCCCUGAUUGUCGUCUCCACGUGGUUGAUCGGCUUAGAGAACUUGCUCAGAUGACACCUGGCUACAUAGAGGCUUCGCUUCUCGUCGGUGACACUAUCUUCCAUCGGAUCUGCUGCGCUCUUCAACCUCUGCUCCCCACCGCGAUUGCCACCGUGUCGAGAGACUUUGAUCCCGUCAGUGGAUAUAGAGUCGCGGAUGUGCUUGAGGGUACAGUUCUCCUGGAGAUUCGAGACCCCUUCAACCAUCCAGCCAUAUGGUAG
Molecule: messenger RNA, 351 nt
Organism: Penicillium digitatum Pd1
Lineage: Eukaryota; Fungi; Ascomycota; Eurotiomycetes; Eurotiales; Aspergillaceae
Source: RefSeq, a predicted model, not a curated record